AUGAGAGCAACCCAAUUUGUUUUGAACCAAGCUAAGAAGAAGUCUGGUAUUUCUGUGCCUGUUGAAUUGACCCCAUUAUUCAUUGCUAUGGGUGUUGCUUUGGCUUCUGGUUCGUGGUUUACUUACAAGAAGCUCUUCUACGAUGACUCUUUGAGAGUUGGUAGAAAGAACCCUGAACAAUCUGCUUUGCAACAAAUCCUAGAAGAAAAGACUGAAUAG
This is a messenger RNA of Kluyveromyces marxianus DMKU3-1042, 219 nucleotides long. It is a transcript of the gene MRA1, whose product is annotated as Mra1p. Bases 1 to 219 code for a protein of 72 amino acids. Lineage: Eukaryota; Fungi; Ascomycota; Saccharomycetes; Saccharomycetales; Saccharomycetaceae. The transcript has a single exon. The record is from RefSeq and is a predicted model, not a curated record.